Talpa occidentalis (Iberian mole) is the source of this 1489-nucleotide messenger RNA. It is a transcript of the gene TOLLIP, whose product is annotated as toll interacting protein. The coding region runs from base 48 to 869 and encodes 273 amino acids. The record is from RefSeq and is a predicted model, not a curated record. Lineage: Eukaryota; Metazoa; Chordata; Mammalia; Eulipotyphla; Talpidae. Gene Ontology annotation, cellular component: cytoplasm. Gene Ontology annotation, molecular function: ubiquitin conjugating enzyme binding; ubiquitin binding. The transcript has 6 exons. Gene Ontology annotation, biological process: ubiquitin-dependent protein catabolic process.
GGGACGAGCGUUGGCGUCGCGGCUCGGCGGGAGGGUCCCGCGGCUCCAUGGCGACCACCGUCAGCACGCAGCGCGGGCCGGUGUACAUCGGGGAGCUGCCGCAGGACUUUCUCCGCAUCACGCCCACGCAGCAGCAGCAGCAGGCCCAGCUGGACGCGCAGACCGCUCAGCAGCUGCAGUAUGGAGGGGCUCUGGGCACCGUGGGCCGCCUCAGCAUCACCGUGGUGCAGGCCAAGCUGGCUAAGAACUACGGCAUGACCCGCAUGGACCCCUACUGCCGCCUGCGGCUGGGCUACGCCGUGUACGAGACCCCCACGGCCCACAACGGCGCCCGGAACCCCCGCUGGAACAAGGUCCUGCAGUGCACGCUGCCCCCGGGCGUCGACUCCUUCUACCUGGAGAUCUUCGACGAGCGCGCCUUCUCCAUGGAUGACCGCAUCGCCUGGACCCACAUCACCAUCCCCGAGGCCCUGAAGCAGGGCAAGGUGGAGGACGAGUGGUACAGCCUGAGCGGGCGCCAGGGGGAUGACAAGGAGGGCAUGAUCAACCUGGUCAUGUCGUACACGGCCCUGCCGGCCACUGUGAUGAUGCCGCCGCAGCCCGUGGUUCUGAUGCCCACCGUGUACCAGCAGGGCGUGGGCUAUGUGCCCAUCACAGGGAUGCCCGCCGUCUGCAGCCCUGGCGUGGUGCCUGUGCCCGUGCCACCGGCCGUGAGCGCCCAGCCCCGCUGCAGCGAGGAGGACCUGAGGGCCAUCCAGGACAUGUUCCCCAACAUGGACCGGGAGGUGAUCCGCUCGGUGCUGGAGGCCCAGAGAGGGAACAGGGACGCGGCCAUCAACUCCCUGCUCCAGAUGGGCGAGGACUCCUAGGCCCGCCCCCCACAGUGGCCUCCGCCCCCUGGGCUGCCCGCCGGCCCCGGGAGCCCUGCCCGCGAGGCUUGUGGAGGCGCCCCGCCCUGCCCUCUGCCCGCCCAGCCCACCACGCGUCUGGAUGCAUGUGGGGCGCCUGGCCGGCGGCGCUGGGGUGGGCGUCCUUCCCUGCAGGGCUGGCCAGGCCACACCCUCCUGCCCCGGCGGGGGCCCUUCCACCUGACUGGACAGACUAGGGCGCGAGCCCGAGCCCGAGCCCGGCAGCCGUGCGCUUGGGGGUGUUCCUGGAACUCCAGCUGGAAUCAUCUGUCUCUCCCUCGCUGUGCUUGUGGGCCUGGGCCGCACCGGUGCCCGGGAGCGGGCGUGCUCUGCCGGCGUCGCCCACCCUGGGCCAGCUCGGCCUCUCCUGGGUGGACUUGGCUGCGGAUCCGAGGGGAGGGCAGGCAUAGGCCGGCCUUGCUGGCCACCGAGGGUGUGGGUGGUGGGGCCUCUGAGGCCGUGUGGGCCUGCCUCGGGCAGGACGCCCGGGAGGGGCUCUGCGCAGCCUCGCGAACGUGACGCACUUUAAUACACGCGAUCCAGGACUCCGCGCCCGCCUGCUGUCGUUGACUCCAGCCGAG